Messenger RNA from Notodromas monacha, 3373 nucleotides. The record is from the annotation of a GenBank genome assembly. Lineage: Eukaryota; Metazoa; Arthropoda; Ostracoda; Podocopida; Cyprididae.
AGACUUGAAAGCUUUUUUCGAUUGAUCGAAAUCAUGAGUGUGGCUUCGCGUUCUUCCUUUGGCCUUGGCUGCCACCUAUCCCGUUUCGCCUGUCGCUCCACUCGAGGUUUCGGAGGUUUUCCGAUGUUGACCACCAGUCGUUCGGUUUCUUACCUGGGAGAGUUGCCUGAAGAACACCGAAUGUUGCAGAAAACUUGUCGAGAUUUUGCGGAAGGAGAGCUGAAGCCGAUCGCGGCAGAGCUGGAUAAAUUGCACAAAUUCCCUGCCGAACAGGUGAAGAAGAUGGGUGAAAUGGGUUUGUUCUCAAUAGAAGUGCCUGCGGAGAAAGGUGGAACGGGGUUGGAUGCACUUGCCUAUGCGAUUGCCAUGGAAGAGAUCAGCAGAGGUUGUGCGUCUGCCGGUGUGGUGAUGUCUGCGCACAAUUCCUUGUAUCUCGCCCCGAUAUGCAAGUUCGGCUCAGAGGAACAAUGGGAGAGGUACGGACUUCCAUUUCUGGAUGCAAACAAAAUCGGGUGUUUCGCACUGUCAGAACCUGGCAAUGGUAGCGACGCCGGAGCCGCAUCAACGGUUGCCUCAUCUGUUGCAUCCGGCUUGUCUAUUGGCAAAAAGGAAGACAAACUGGGCAUCCGUGCAUCGAGCACUGCGACGUUGACAUUUGAAGACGCCGCUGUACCCUCUGCCAACUUACUCGGAGAACCCGGCAUGGGUUUCAAAAUCGCCAUGACCACGCUGGACGGAGGCAGAAUUGGUGUCGCUGGACAAGCCCUGGGCAUUGGUCAAGCUUCAAUCGACUGUGCUGUUGACUACGCAUCGAAACGCGAGGCUUUCGGUUCGCCGAUCAUGAAAAUGCAGGCUAUUCAGAGCAAGUUGGCUGACAUGGAGUUGCGAGUGCACUCUGCCCGAUUGCUCACUUAUCAGGCUGCCAUGUUGAAGACGCAGAAUAAGCCCUUCACGAAAGAAGCUGCGAUGGCAAAACUGGCUGCUUCAGAGGCUGCGACCUUCGCUGCUCAUCAAGCCAUUCAAAUACUCGGUGGCAUGGGUUACGUUACGGAUAUGCCAGCAGAGCGACACUACCGAGAUGCGAGGAUCACUGAAAUUUACGAAGGAACUUCGGAAAUUCAACCUCUCCCUUUGCUGAACAGCAGUCGUUCGGUUUCCUUCCUCGGAGAAUUGCCGGAAGAACACCGAAUGUUGCAAAAGACUUGUCGGGAUUUCGCAGAAGGAGAAUUGAAACCUAUCGCUGCGGAAUUGGAUAAGCUCCACAAGUUUCCUGCUGAACAGGUCAAGAAGAUGGGGCAGAUGGGCUUGUUCAGUGUUGAAAUACCGAGUGAGAAAGGUGGUGCAGGGCUGGAUACCUUGGCCUACGCAAUUGCUGUAGAGGAGAUCAGUCGAGGAUGCGCAUCAACGGGCGUUAUCAUGUCGGUGAACAAUUCUUUAUAUUUGGGACCCUUGUACAAAUUCUGCACUGACGAACAAUGGGAGCGUUACGGACUGCCGUUUCUGAAUGGUGAUAAAAUCGGGUGCUUCGCGCUGUCAGAACCUGGCAAUGGCAGCGACGCCGGAGCCGCAUCAACGGUUGCCUCAUCUGUUGCAUCCGGUUACAAGUUGAACGGAUCCAAGGCGUGGAUCACGAAUAGUUGGGAAGCCAGUGCCGGAGUCGUGUUCGCUACGACUGACAAGUCGAAGAAGCACAAGGGCAUCUCGGCGUUCUUGUUUGACAUGCCGACUCCUGGUUUAUCUCUUGGCAAGAAAGAAGACAAGUUGGGAAUCCGUGCUUCAAGCACAGCCACAUUGACUUUCGAAGAUGCCGUCGUUCCUGCGACGAAUUUACUGGGAGAGCCCGGCAUGGGAUUUAAGAUUGCGAUGUCAACGCUGGACGGUGGCAGGAUUGGAAUCGCGGCACAAGCUCUGGGAAUUGGCCAGGCUGCUAUCGACUGUGCCGUGGACUACGCGUCGAAACGCGAGGCUUUUGGCUCGCCGAUAAUGAAAAUGCAGGCCAUUCAGAGCAAGUUGGCGGACAUGGAGUUGCGAGUACAUUCGGCGCGAUUGCUGACUUACGAAGCCGCAGUAUUGAAGACGAAGAAGAAACCAUUUAUCAAAGAAGCAGCGAUGGCAAAACUGGCAGCUUCAGAAGCUGCGACGUUCGCUGCUCAUCAAGCCAUUCAAAUACUCGGUGGCAUGGGUUACGUGACAGAUAUGCCAGCAGAGCGACACUACAGGGAUGCAAGGAUAACGGAGAUUUACGAGGGAACUUCGGAAAUUCAGCGUCUUGUCAUUGCUAACAACCUGCUCAAGGAACAUGGCGUUUUAUAACGUUUCUUAUCUCUGGGAAUGAAACAGUUGACGUUUGCAGUACAGAAAUACUUGAUAAUGGGGGAAAGGUGUGCCUUAAAGGCAUUUUUAUUUCUUUUUCUAAGGGUCUGUUGCGGGUGUCUUCAUAUGGUCAGGUGAAGAAUUCCGGAAACUUUUUCUCGUGCUUUGGGUCCGUGUUAUUUUGGUUUUUAUCCGAUCUCCCUUUUCCCGUCUUGGUAUUCUUGUGAUAUGUCACAUGUCUGGAUAGGGUUUCAAAAAAGAACGGCGCUUUUUGGGUGAAGAACUUCGAAUACCCGUGGUCACUUUAAUGCAUGGUUCGCGUCACCGUGCAAUGUUGUGUUCAGCAUUUUCAAAUGAAUACUGUAUUGUGAUUUCUCUGAUUGAUUCCGCAUGAAGAGACGUCUUUGAUUAAAACGACGUUUCGCGUUAUUCGUUUUUUUAAUGAGGGAAAUUACAUUUCCGUGGCAAUUUCACUCGUUUUGGGUCUGCUGCGUUUUGUUCGACUGAAUAAUGCGCAAGUAAAAAAAAUGAAUAAAUAAGUCUGGCUUAUUGCUUUGUUGAAAUUGCAGCAGUUGGGGUUCUGUGCGAUUUUGAUCUUCUGCUCAGCGGACUGGUGCUUUAUUUCUGUAAUUUCAAGUUGAUGUAGGUGUAUUUCUUGUGUUUUCGUGUGUCGUUGUUCUUUAAAUCCGUUCGCCAUCAUGGAUGAUAAAAGAUAAUCGUAAAAAGGGAUAUUUUUUGCUUGUUUACCGUUUCGGCUUAGUCUGUCGUGAUCUCUUCUGCGGCUGUUACCUCUAACGUGGAGGGAAACAUUUGAGCGUGUUUUCGAACAGGCGCAUGCUAAAACAGCGCAUGUCCCCCAAAAAGUCCAGUAAUUUUCCAUUCAUCAUGUACCUUCUCAGCGUGAAGAUGUCUUGUCCAGAAAAACAUUUUAGUAGACCUCAUGUGAUCUACCGUACUUGGAAGAAAGAAAAUAAAACUGCAUCAUUGACAAUUGGAAAGGGUCAAGUUACGGGUUUGUGCGCGAUAAUGUUGGGCAUAUUGAAAUGUCUGAUCAUGGGAA